Molecule: messenger RNA, 969 nt
Organism: Alternaria arbusti
Lineage: Eukaryota; Fungi; Ascomycota; Dothideomycetes; Pleosporales; Pleosporaceae
Exons: 3
Coding region: 1-969 (322 amino acids)
Source: RefSeq, a predicted model, not a curated record
AUGGCAGAGGUCAUCGGUCUGGUAGCAUCUCUCAUCACCCUGGCAGGUGCGAGUGCGCAGCUAGCCAGGACGCUGCUCGACGUCGCUAAUGUUAUCAAAUCCGCAGAGUACGAAGCUAGGCUCAUUGCUGCAGACAUCAAUGUAUUCUCAAGCUCUCUCACACAGUUGAGUAUGGUUGUGGACACCCCACACAUCAAGACGGAAAAGCUUCGCGAAAUUACUGUCGUCUUGAUCGCUGCAUGCAAAACACUCAUAGAGGAUUUAAAGAUGCUCAUCGGAGAGCCGGUUCAGCAGGACCCUGCAAGACGCGCUUUCAUCAUAUCGCUAAUACAAUUCCGUUUCAGAUGGAUAAAAGUCGGACCCAAGGUCAUGUUCGUCAAGAGCUUGGUGGAUUCGUUCAAGACUACUAUCUUAGUGCUUGUCUCCACGAUGAACUUAGCCGUUGUGCUGGAGAGAAAUGCCCCCGAUUCUAUAAGCGAGAGUCUGACAAUGCAGGUUGAGAGCAACCUGAAGUUUGCGGAAGACGCUACAGAGUGUCUGCAAUAUCACACAACUGUCCAGCAAGACGAGGUUUCAUCUUUCACGCCCACUGUCGAAUCCAGCGCUACGACAGAGGUUGAAGACGCAGCGCAAGGCGCUGGGGGAGAGCUCAUCGUGCCUAGGUUGCGGUCUCUUGACGAGCGCAGCCUAGCAGUACACGACACAGCACUCCUGAACAACCCAGACUUUGAGCAUGAUGGUUCCGCUCUCCAGAUCUUCCGCGACUGUACGCAAGCAAUCGAAAUGCAGCAGAUGUCUAGGGCGUUAGCAAAAGAGGUGCUGGAUCAACCUAGCCGAAAAGCGGCAUGGAACUGGAAUGCCUUCGAGAGUUCUUCUGUACACGAGCGCGCAGACUCAGCUAAUGACGUCGUUACCCCCCAACAGAAGAGUACCGCAAUUCGCCCCAUUCGACCCGACGGCCACGCAUGA